This is a messenger RNA of Oppia nitens, 1031 nucleotides long. RefSeq lists its product as uncharacterized. NCBI's taxonomy places the organism in Eukaryota, Metazoa, Arthropoda, Arachnida, Sarcoptiformes, Oppiidae. The record is from RefSeq and is a predicted model, not a curated record. The transcript is spliced from 2 exons. Bases 75 to 1004 code for a protein of 309 amino acids. Gene Ontology annotation, molecular function: signaling receptor activity.
UUAUACUCUUUUAAAUAAUAAUUUAAAUUCAUUAACAUUGCAAUAAUACCAUAUACUGGUAUAUAAUUCUAACAAUGAAUACUAUAAAAUAUAUAUUAAUAUUAUUUGAUAUUUUACUGACAAUCAGUUAUAUCCGAUCGGAUGGCGUGUGCGGUGAUUGGGAUUCCUUUAAAGAUGAGAGAUGUUUCCGUGUAUAUACCGAUUUAGGUCAACACACGUACGACUCGGCUCAGGCCAUCUGCGAGAAUAACAGCGCAACGUUGGCCACAAUACACAACGCCGACGAACAGGAGUUUAUCACUAAACUAGUGUUUAUCACACAUAAAGUAGUCGACGAGGUCUGGAUUGGUGGCCAUCGGGAGGGAAAAGUGUUUCAGUGGAUUCAAGAAAAGGCUGACAUCGGUCCGUAUACUAAUUGGCUGAAUGGGUCACCAACUAAUGACACAAAUGAAGAUUGCCUACAAAUGGUCCCCAAAUCCAAAGAUAUGGGCAAAUGGGACGACGAAAACUGUACGAAAAAAAAUUUGUUUGUUUGCCAAAAGCUACAGAAGUGGACAAUAGAUAUGAUUCAACAGACACUACUGAAUGAACGAAAACAAUUGCAAUCAAUUAUAGCAGACAUGGAUUCACUGAAAAAAGCUAAUCCCAUACCAAUUGGCUUUACAUACGUACAGUUGCCUAAAGAGAAAGCGCCGCAAGAUAUAUGGCCGACAUUUAAGUGGCAAGAAGUCAGCGCUAACUAUGCGGGUGUCUUCUUCAGAAUUACCGGUGGUUCGGCCGCACCGGUUGGUCAGAUUCAGGAAGAAUCGACUCCCAGAUUGGCAAUGAUUGAGAUCGCCGACGCCACUGGUUAUAAGGAUAAGAGUGAUCCUAUUGGAAAGGGAGGUCACGCCAAGAUUAAGGCCGGUUCUACUGGCAAUCCCUGGUUCUUCCAGUUUGAUGUUUCCAAUGAUGAAGUGAGACCAAGAAAUAUGGCGGUAAGGGUUUGGAAUCGGAUUGCUUAACAUAUUCUUAAUCAUUAUUAUUAAUUA